Molecule: messenger RNA, 1558 nt
Organism: Ostrea edulis (European flat oyster)
Lineage: Eukaryota; Metazoa; Mollusca; Bivalvia; Ostreida; Ostreidae
Product: cytochrome P450 2B1-like
Exons: 6
Coding region: 111-1526 (471 amino acids)
Biological process (GO): xenobiotic metabolic process
Cellular component (GO): cytoplasm; intracellular membrane-bounded organelle
Molecular function (GO): heme binding; iron ion binding; oxidoreductase activity, acting on paired donors, with incorporation or reduction of molecular oxygen, reduced flavin or flavoprotein as one donor, and incorporation of one atom of oxygen
Source: RefSeq, a predicted model, not a curated record
UAUUUACGCCAGUCUGACUCAGAACGGAGAAAACAGGCGGAGUCGAUAAGACAUGGAUGCAGGUCAUUAGAUGAUAUCUGGUUGUAUCUAUAAUAGCAAACUUUGCAGUCAUGUUCUGGAACCGAGGCAGCAGAAAUCUCCCACCCAGGGAGCCGGGACUACCCUUUGUAGGAAACGUGGACAUAAAGGCGGAACCUUCGUACUUUAUCGAACUGCAGAAGAAACAUGGUGAUUUGUUCACACUGACGAUAUUUGGUCAAACGAUCAUCGUGGUUUGUGGUCAUGACAAAAUCAAAGAAGUGAUGAUCAAGAAUGGAGAAAUCACAUCCGGCCACCCCGUGUUUUUCGGAUAUACGGAGUAUUUUGAACUUUCAGGUGUAAUUGGAGCGUCUGGAUCUAUUUGGAGAAAUCAGAGAAAAUUCUGGCAUGAUGCAUUACAAGCUAUCGAUUCCGGAUGUAAUAAUCUUGAAUCCCGCGUUUUAGGGGAAGUGGCAGAUUUCCUCCAUGAGGUAGAAAAAAUGGAGGGGAAACCGUUCGAUGUAAGCAGACUGAUAAAAACAAGCCAUUACAACAUAAUAUCGUCUCUUCUCUUCGGAGAAAGAUUUGCUCACAGUGAUGCCAAUCUUACUCGAAUUGUGGAUUUAGUAGACGAAGAUAUGACCAUCACCUUCUCUAAGCAAUUGAUUCUAGGCUUCGUGGAAUGGCUGAAGUAUCUUCCUGGAGAUCGUUUUAAGGUCAGACGAAGACGAUUCCUUGUAGACGAAAUCUUCAAAAUCGUUCAGAAAUCAGUGGAUGAGCACAAAGAAACGUUGGAAAACGCCAAGAGCGAAGAUUUCAUCUACAGUUUCUUGAACGAACAAAAAAGUAGAAAAUUGAACAAUGAAGAUCUGAAAGGCUUUGGAGAUAGAGACCUCCUUAUAAUGGGCUAUGUACUGUAUUUUACUAGUGCAACAGCAGUUCAUGAAUUAUAUUGGUACAUAUUGUUCCUCAUACACAACCCAGAUGUGGUGGUAAGCAUGCGCAGAGAAAUACAGGAAAAUGUUGGAUCGAAGAAAUCCGUGACUAUGGCCGACCAAGCCAAGCUUCCUUACUGCCGGGCCGUGAUGUAUGAAGUCCUACGUGCGUCUGCCACUGUCUUCGUUACUCCUACACAUACAUUGUCAGAAGAGAUCGAAGUCAAAGGUUUCACGCUGCCAAAAGAUGCUUGGUUGAUGCCAGUAUUAGGCACGAUCAACCUGGACCCGGUUAUUUUUCCCGAGCCCGAGAAAUUUAAACCAGAGCGAUUUCUGAAUGAGAAUGGGGAACUGGCUGGUUAUGAGAAGGUGUACGCUUCAUUUUCUCUAGGCCCGAGAGAUUGUUUGGCCAAGAACCUUGGUAAAAUGGAAAUGUUUCUUUUCCUUACAACACUGGUGCAGAACUAUGAUAUUGAAAACGAGGCCGGGAAACCUCUGCCUUCUCUGGAUGGAAUGUCAAGUGGAUUUCGUACUGCCAUUCCCUACGAAGUUUGUUUGAAAAAAAGAAAAUAAAUGAACGGGCGAUAAAAGCCAUACAUCAUACA